Molecule: messenger RNA, 1612 nt
Organism: Vitis riparia (riverbank grape)
Lineage: Eukaryota; Viridiplantae; Streptophyta; Magnoliopsida; Vitales; Vitaceae
Exons: 10
Coding region: 102-1271 (389 amino acids)
Source: RefSeq, a predicted model, not a curated record
CACAUGGAGAUGAGACACCCACAACCACGAUGACCCCCCCUUCUACUUCUCCCCUGCACAUUUGAAAAACCAUCCCUCCCACUGCGCCAUACCUUCUCAAAAUGGCUCCAACCCCACUUCUCAGUUACGCCUUCUCCCUCCUCCGCCUUCCUCCUCCCUCCCACUUCUCCAAACCACGCCGCCCCAUCCACCGCUCCCCCCUCCUCCAUGUCCCUCCUUAUUCCUUGGUUUCAGACGACACCAUCACGCUUCUCUUUCCUCCCCAUUUCCUCAAGCCCUUCUCCACCUCCCGGAUUGGAAGCUUCCAAAAUGAGGAUUUAGAAAACUAUGAGGCAGCUGGAUUGAAAGAUACUCCAGUUGAACAAGAUGGGGAUGCUCCUGUCAAAGAACAAAGUAGGAUUUCUGAGGAGAUAUUCCAAAAUGGGGAAUAUGAGACUUCUGGUUCUGGUAAUUCAUUCCUAGUAAAGGUAGCAAUAGCCCUGGGUGUGGCUGUCACAGCCACAAUAAUAUCCGCUGGAUUCAAGCAGCCUGUUGGAUCUUCUUUUGGGUUUCAACGUCUGGCUGAAGAUUCAUCUUCUUCAGUUUUGUCUGCAACCCCUGUUGGUUUCACUUUCAAAGCUUUUGGGUAUAGAAUUGUACUUCCAGAAUAUACGCCUGGAUGGGUCUACUUUUGGUUGCUCAUGGCUGCUGGAUGUGGACUUUUUAUUAGUGAAGAGGCUUUAAAUAUUUGGGUUGGAAUAUCUUUAGCACGGAUGCUGCAUUUGGAUGGGUCAUGGCAAUCUUUUGCUGAAUCUUUCUCAAGAAAGGCUCCAUGUAUAAUAUCUACAAUUUUCUGGGUAUACUGGGGAGUUUGUAUUAGCGAUAUGAUUCCAUUUUACCUUGGGAAGGCUUUUAGGCAAACUGGGGCAUCUGAUGAUGUUUGUUCAAAGCUAGGGAUCAGCAAAGAGAAGGCAGCAAGCAUUACAAGGGCGGUGCAAAGAUAUGGCAAUUUCAUAGGAUUUGUAGAGCGAGUUUCCGUAGGAGUAAGAAAUCCAACUGCUUUCCUAGCAGGGGCCAUGGGCAUAUCUCCAGAGUGUUUCUUUGCUGGUGUCUGCUUCGGUGGCCUGGUCACUCUUCCACUUCAGUUGGGGAUCGGGUUUCUACUGAGGGAGCGCCCUGUCUUUGCCUUGGCUACUGUUGCAACAGCAGUGGGAGUUUGGACUGUUUUUCCAUAUGCUGUGGCUGCUUCAACAGCUUUGUUCCUUUUCUUGAGACGCCGCUACUUCACAUAGGCCCGCUUAAAAUCUUUUACCAGUUAAGUGGUCUAAAAAUUAGAGAAUAGAAGCUAUCAAAUUUGUAUACAAAGAUGAACUAUAAAUCUAUUGUUUGGAUGGAUGGUAAUUGCAGCCACUUGUUGAAUAACCAUCCCAAUCUUCCCUUUUCUUUGGGGUUCUUCCACAGAGGGAGUGGUCUUAGAAUUGAUUACCCCUAAUUAUGUAUAUUUGAUAUUUGCCCCUUCAUGAGGAAAACUCAAAACUGGGUUGAAUUAUAGCUAUUUCUUUAUCAUUCUUGUAUAUAUAAUGCAUACUCUCUUCCCAAAAGUACUUGUUUAGAAAAUGAAAUUACACUUGCU